Apaloderma vittatum (bar-tailed trogon) is the source of this 1116-nucleotide messenger RNA. It is a transcript of the gene GLB1, whose product is annotated as galactosidase, beta 1. Gene Ontology annotation, cellular component: vacuole. The record is from RefSeq and is a predicted model, not a curated record. The transcript is spliced from 11 exons. Gene Ontology annotation, biological process: carbohydrate metabolic process. Lineage: Eukaryota; Metazoa; Chordata; Aves; Trogoniformes; Trogonidae. The annotation marks the transcript as partial. Gene Ontology annotation, molecular function: beta-galactosidase activity.
AUGGAGAAUUUCUGUCAGUUCUCAGCUCUUACUCUCAUUUUGUGUGAGAUUGUACCCCAGAGGAGUUUUGGGAUUGAUUAUGACUGCGGCUGCUUUGUCAAGGAUGGAAGGCCUUUCCGUUACAUCUCGGGUAGCAUUCACUACUCGCGCGUGCCCAGGUACUACUGGAAGGAUCGCCUGUUGAAGAUGAAGAUGGCAGGACUUGAUGCCAUUCAGACGUAUGUACCAUGGAACUACCAUGAAACUCAGCUGGGCACGUAUGACUUUUCUGGUGACAAAGAUCUAGAGUAUUUCCUGCAGCUUGCUAACGACACUGGUUUGCUCGUUAUCCUGAGAGCUGGACCUUACAUCUGUGCAGAAUGGGACAUGGGAGGUCUCCCUGCAUGGCUGUUGGAGAAGAAAUCAAUUGUUCUCAGAUCUUCUGAUUCAGAUUAUCUGGCAGCUGUAGAGAAGUGGAUGGGUGUUCUUUUGCCGAAGAUGAGGCCUCACCUCUAUGAAAACGGAGGUCCAGUCAUCAUGGUGCAGGUAGAGAACGAGUAUGGAAGCUACUUUGCUUGCGACUAUGACUAUCUGCGUUCUCUUCUGAAGCUCUUCCGCCAGCAUCUUGGGGAUGAGGUAGUGCUCUUCACAACUGAUGGUGCAAGCCAGUUUCAUUUGAAAUGUGGAGCUCUUCAGGGUCUUUAUGCAACAGUCGACUUUGCCGCAGGUGGCAAUGUCACAGCAGCAUUCUUAGCUCAAAGGGGCAGUGAACCUACAGGCCCUUUGGUUAAUUCCGAGUUUUAUACUGGAUGGUUGGAUCACUGGGGACACCGUCAUUCUGUUGUGCCUGCACAAACUAUAGCUAAAACACUUAAUGAAAUCCUGGCACGUGGUGCUAACGUUAACCUGUACAUGUUUAUAGGUGGGACUAACUUUGCCUAUUGGAAUGGUGCUAACAUGCCCUAUAUGCCACAGCCGACUAGUUACGACUAUGAUGCUCCACUGACUGAAGCAGGGGAUCUGACUGAAAAAUAUUUUGCCUUGAGGGAAGUCAUUGGUAUGUAUAAGAAGUUACCAGAAGGUCUUAUACCUCCGACAACACCCAAAUUUGCAUAUGGGAAGGUUCGCUUGCAGAAG